UUUAUGGGAGUUGGUCACACUAAUUUGUGUUUUGAAAUUUGAAUUAUUGCUUUUGCUCAGUAUUUAUUUUAAGUAACAAUAUAGAUAAUGAGUGAAUUAACUGCUACCAAUCUAUUUGAGUCUCAAACGAUUGUAGCUGACCACAAAGACCUAAUUCACGAUGUGGCCUACGAUUUUUACGGCGAACGGAUGGCCACUUGUUCCAGCGACCAAUACGUUAAGGUUUGGGAUUCAGAUGGCAAAGGUGGUUGGCGAUUGACAGGCAGUUGGAAAGCACACCAUGGAUCAGUGUGGAAAGUGACAUGGGCACAUCCAGAAUUUGGGCAGGUUCUAGCAACAUGCUCAUUUGACCGUACAGCUGCCAUAUGGGAAGAAGUUGGUGAUACAAAUGCCACAGGGUCAGAGAAAGGCCUACGCACAUGGGUGAAGAGGUCCAAUCUCGUGGACUCACGGACCUCAGUCACAGAUGUCAAAUUUGGACCUAAACACUUAGGAUUACUUUUAGUCACAUGUUCUGCUGAUGGUAUAAUAAGGAUAUAUGAAGCACCAGAUGUGAUGAACCUUGCACAAUGGACAUUACAACAUGAAAUACCCAUUAAAGUGUCAAUCAGUUGUCUAUCAUGGAACCCAACGUUAUCCAAGGUGAACCCCCCAAUGCUGGCAGUGGGUAGUGACGAGCCAAACACAACAAAUGCGGUCGCGAGCGUACAGACAGACAAGAGUACGUCAUGCAACGGAAAAGUUUUUAUAUACGAAUAUAGCGAUGCGUCGCGACGGUGGACUCGAACCGACUGCCUGUCGUCAGUGCAGGAGCCGGUCAACGAUAUAGCGUUCGCGCCAAACCUGGGACGGUCGUUCCACCUACUCGCCGUCGCCACCAAAGAUGUCAGAAUCAUCAAAAUAGAACCGCUAGCUGAGUCAUCGAAUAGCAACGGGUGUGGGGUUCGAUUCAAGACGGAGGUGAUGGCAGCGUUUGAGGAGCAUUAUUCGUGCGUGUGGCGAGUCUCCUGGAACGUGACCGGCUCACUGCUCGCCUCCUCCGGGGACGACUGCUGCGUGCGCCUUUGGAAGAUGCAAUACUUGAACCAGUGGAAAUGUGUAGCGGUGUUCAAGAACGAAACCCUGGCUGGAGACUCCCCCGCGCAGCCGCGCCCGCACACCACCUACAUGCGGAUGGCCACAAUGGCCAACCCCUCACACAUGCCCUUCCACUGACCACCACUGAUCUCAACUGCCCAUCAUUGAUCACUACUCAUCCCCACAGAUAACUGCCCGAUAACCCUCCCAUAUGGCCUUCCACUAACCACCACUGCCCAUCAUUCAUCACUACUCAUCACCAUUGAUCACCACUGCCCUCCCUUCCAUGUAUAAUAAGUCGCAUUUAUAAAUUUGUGAAUACCAAUAAAGCCUUUGUUAUAA
Molecule: messenger RNA, 1419 nt
Organism: Achroia grisella
Lineage: Eukaryota; Metazoa; Arthropoda; Insecta; Lepidoptera; Pyralidae
Gene: Nup44A
Product: nucleoporin SEH1
Exons: 8
Coding region: 88-1215 (375 amino acids)
Biological process (GO): cellular response to amino acid starvation; positive regulation of TORC1 signaling
Cellular component (GO): nuclear pore outer ring; Seh1-associated complex
Molecular function (GO): structural molecule activity; protein binding
Source: RefSeq, a predicted model, not a curated record